AUGGUUCCCAAUGUGCAGCCUUCCCUUCCAUCCUCUGCCUAUUUUCGCCUCUAUCUAAGGGGCAAUACAUCCUCAGAGGAGGCCCCUGUGUCGCUCUCCGCUGCUGGUGGCACCACGGGGUCUCCAGCGUCCUUAGGGGCCCCUGCAGCCGUCUCGGCUACUGCCGACCUCUCGUCCUCCACUGCCUCCUUUUCGACUUCUGCCGCCAGGAAUGCGCCUCGAAGGGCCCUUACGCACGCGGCCCCUUGGGCUGCGUCUCUCUGUGACAGCGGCAAGGAGGCUGGCUCUCCGCAGAGGCUUCGAAACGAGCGAUGGAUAUCGAGGCAACCCCCGCCUUUUUCUUCUUUCUUCCAUGCGUCUUCCUCCGCAGGGAGUGGAGAGCCUCGAGAAGCGCCUGAAGAGGGUGUCUUGCCACUGCAGUCCGUUUUGGACUCCCGUUCCCGCCCUUGGUUUGGUGCUCGUCAGGUUCUCAAGAGGAAUGCCUCCACCUCCUCCUUCAGCUGUGUCUCUUGUGUAGGAGCUUCUGAGGCUAGUGAACACAACGGAGCACCUUGCGCAGGGAACGGCCCCCCAGCAGUGCCGUCAGCCUCAGCGUCACCCCACUCCGGCCUCACAGCCGCACUGGAGAGGCUCAGGCAACACUCCUCAAGUGCAACACCUCGCGUUGCCUCUGCUCUUGAGAAUGGUGCCUCCAUCGUCGCAGCAACCGCUGGUGAAGCAGGGGAAUCGCUGGUGCAUGACAAAGGGACGCCUGGAUCUCGUAGCAAAAGCACCUACAGUGCCACAAGCACUUUCAGAUACGACGACGGCAAGACAAGCAGUGAGGCAAAUAGCCCCGAAGCAACGAAGGAGCUCUUUGAUGCUGCAGUCGGAGUCUCAUGCGACUCAGCAAGGCGCAUCUGUAUUCCCAAAAGACUCAUCGACGCCUCAGAAGCAGCAAAUGAGCAGUGGCGCCGCUUCGACAGUUUCCUGCCUACAGCAGCACAAGCGCGUACACCUGAAGGCCGAAAGGCAACAGCAACAGACGUUGCAACGCCUGCAAAACCAUACUGCCUGGGCCCCGCACGAGCUUGUACUGCAGCGGCAGACACCGCACAAAUCUGGCGUUUCGCAAGUUCAAAUGCAUCAGCAAUGGCAGAGGCACCAGCAUCUGCAACUAAGGCAAGACCCCCGCCAACAGCACCACUUAGUGGGUGUGGCUCAUGCAGUCCAAGAGCAGCGUCGUCGAUCGGCUUCGGCACCUCGACGGCCAAAUAA
Molecule: messenger RNA, 1257 nt
Organism: Cyclospora cayetanensis
Lineage: Eukaryota; Apicomplexa; Conoidasida; Eucoccidiorida; Eimeriidae
Product: mucin-19
Exons: 4
Coding region: 1-1257 (418 amino acids)
Source: RefSeq, a predicted model, not a curated record